Molecule: messenger RNA, 6642 nt
Organism: Coffea arabica (coffee)
Lineage: Eukaryota; Viridiplantae; Streptophyta; Magnoliopsida; Gentianales; Rubiaceae
Product: putative 1-phosphatidylinositol-3-phosphate 5-kinase FAB1C
Biological process (GO): phosphatidylinositol phosphate biosynthetic process
Cellular component (GO): endosome membrane
Molecular function (GO): 1-phosphatidylinositol-3-phosphate 5-kinase activity; ATP binding
Source: RefSeq, a predicted model, not a curated record
AAGGCAGAGAGAGAGAGAGAGAGAGUACAUGUAUAUGUAUUGCAUUAGGUAGAGCCGAGAAGGAGAUAGAUACAUGUAUUAUCUUACUAUGUAGAUGUAGUAGUUUUUUAUAUUUGCAGCAAUAUUUUAAUGUUGUUGAGGAGUGAAAGUGAAAGCAUUGCCGGGAAAGUUGGGAAAGAAAAUGCUAGUUCAAGUACUCCCACAAUUGUUCUUGUUCAACAAGCAGCUGAGGCGGCAACAACAACAAAAGAAUACUAUGGGUUUGGGUUUCAGGAAUUUGCUUCUGGAGAUGCGAGCCACCAUAACCAAAGCUAAUUCUUCUAAUUUCUCCUCUUCCUCAGCCUUCUCUUCCACUACUAAAAAGGGAUACAUCUCAGCACUCUUCCUUUUCCUCCUUUUCAUUCUCAGCCUUAUCAUUCUUUAGAUGCUUCGCUUCCUUUUAACCACAGUGCUAUCAUAUCAUGAUUGGAUUUUUCUUGCUUUGUUCAGCUAGUUUUGCAUAAUUUGAGACAAUCCCACACCUUUUUCGGAUUUUACUGAUCUGGGAUUUACUUGUAUUGCACUUCUAUUGUUGAUUUGAACAGCUUUUCUAGCCUUUUUAUUGGUGUUUCUGAAGUGGGGUCCUCUUUUUUCGAAGGGUUGAACUGUUGGAUUGAGAAAAGUAACAGUAAAAUCUGAUCUGGGGGCUUCCUGUGCUGAGCUCUGGAUCUUGAGUUGUUGCUGAUGCAAGACUUGAUCUUGGAAUCAAAAGUUGAUGAUUCUGGGAUUGGUUGAGCUUAAUUUUGGGGCUUAAGGUUCUUUGCGUGAUGAUUCUGAUGAUAAUAUGUCCACUCUAGUUGUUUUGAUCAUAUAUAAGGUUGUGUCAUUCAAGCACUAAUACAGUUGGUUGUAAAUAUACUGAGAUUGUGGGUGGAACUAGUGGUAGCCAUCUGUUUUCCCCCUUUGAAGUAUUUUGUGAUUCCAGGGGAAACUUUAAUUCCUUUUUGUUGUUCCACUAUAUCAAUUCUGCUCAUUUCCCAGAAAAGAUAAAAAAAUACUGUUUAGUUUCCUAACUUGCACACAGAAAAUAGAGCCCCAUCUUUUUAAUUGUGGGUGUUGUGGUUUUAAUUUUUUAAUCGGAUACAGUUUCUCUUUUUCGAUAGCAACAAUCCGAUAACAUUUGUUCAUUUGAGAGGCUUACAUUAGGGAGAAGGGGAAGACAGUGGUAGGAUAUUUGCUUUCGUGGGGUCAUUGCUGGUCUAUGGGAAUACCCGAUAGUUCACUACUAGAUUUGAUAGAGAAGGUUCGGUCUUGGAUUUCCUUGAGAGCGAGCGAUACAGCGUCCUUGUCUGGUAGAAUUCAAAUGGCUAGCAAUGGUUGCAAGUUCUGUUAUGAGUGUGAGGUGGAUUUUACUGAGUCUUCUCUCAAGUACCAGUGCCAAACCUGUGCUCGGUUUUUGUGUGGGAGAUGCGUCCAGGACUAUGGCCCUCUGGAUGAUGUUUUAUCAGGACAUUCAAAAAGUAGAGCGGGGUCUCUGGUCCCUCUCAAGUCUUGCAAAUAUUGCUCCAACCUUAGUACGCAGCCAAAAGCUGGAAGAAAGUACAGUGACAAGAUUUAUCCGGCUGAGUCUCCCAGACAAAGUCCAGAACCGCCAUCUCCAAGUUGUGAUGGUGAUAGAGUUGAUGGUUAUUCCCUACAUGCCACAUCCAAAAGUAGUGUUGCAUCAUUUUCAGGUCAUUUGUCUCCAGUAUCAGUCCAUCGCUCUUUUAGCAGAAGCGAUGAAGAUGAAGGAGAGGAUUUCAUGAGUAACUUUUUCAGUCCAUCAAGUGAAUAUUGCCAUGACACUUCAGAUAUAGAGACUAGUAAUAUUAGCACUAGACAUGGCUUUCACAGUUUCAAAUCAGUUGGAUCAAGUCCUUCUGAUAGCCCCUCUAGGAUUCAUAUUACCUCCAAUAGAGUUGGGCAUUUUGUACAGAAACAGCAGCUAGGAACUCGCAGGUCUCGAAGUGAUUAUUGUCCCUUUUACCAAGAAAGCAUGGCUGUUUUAGGAGGGCCUGAGAAAGGGACAGAGGAUUCAGAGACUGCUGAUGAUUGUGUUGAUAAUUUGUCAAUGUUCCAAGAACAGUAUGGUAAGUCACAGAAGCCAUUGGAUUUUGAAAACGAUGGUCUUAUUUGGUUUCCCCCUCCACCAGACGAAGAAAAUGACGAGACCGAAAAUAAUUUCUUCACCUAUGAUGAUGAUGACGAUGAUGAUGACCUUGGGGACACCAACGGGACCUUUUGCUCCAGCAGAGAUGUGGAUCCUAAGGAACCUCUGAGAGCUGUGGUACAAGGGCAUUUUAGGGCUCUUGUGUCGCAGCUACUCCAAGGAGAAGGUAUAAAGGUGGGAAAAGAAAAUGGUUCUGAAGAUUGGCUUGACAAAGUUACAGCACUAGCUUGGCAAGUAGCAAAAUUUGUGAAGCCAGAUACCAGUAGGGGAGGCAGUAUGGAUCCUGUUGAUUAUGUAAAGGUCAAAUGUGUAGCAUCUGGUAGUCCUAGCGAAAGUACGUUUAUCAAAGGAGUGGUUUGUACAAAGAAUAUUAAACACAAGCGCAUGAAUUCACAAUACAAGAACCCAAGAUUACUCCUACUGGGAGGAGCACUGGAGUUCCAAGGAGUUACUAACCAGCUUGAAUCGUUUGAUAUCUUACGCCAACAGGAAAUGGAUCAUCUGAAGAUGGUAGUUUCAAAGAUACAGGCUCUUCGAACAAAUGUGCUACUUGUUGAAAAAAGUGUAUCUUCGUACGCCCAAGAAUACCUACUGGCAAAGGAUAUCUCUCUAGUUUUAAAUGUCAAAAGGCCACUUUUGGAACGGAUAGCUAGGUGCACUGGUGCUGUUAUUACUCCAGCUGUUGAUAAGAUAUCCACAGCACGAUUAGGACACUGUGAACUCUUUCAUUUAGAGAAGGUCACUGAAGAGCAUGAGCCUCUCAAUCACUUUAACAAGAAGCCAUCCAAGACUUUGAUGUUUUUUGGGGGUUGUCCAUGGCGUUUAGGGUGCACGGUCCUGCUGAAGGGAUCAUCUCGUGAAGAGUUAAAGAAGUUGAAACAAGUUGUACGUUAUGCUGUUUUUGCAGCCUAUCAUUUGUCUUUGGAAACCUCCUUUCUAGCUGAUGAGGGUGCUAGUUUGCCUAAAAUGGGAGUUAAACCCUCUGUUGCUGGACAAGAGAGGAUAUGUACUGAAAAUGUUAUUGCCACCGUCACUAAUUCUGUAGUUUCUAGCCAUUACCACGAGGUUGCUAGUGCACCACACAUUGCUUUGGAAUCUGAUGGUCUUCAUUUGGAGCCUGACUUGCAGCAAUCAUUUUCUGCGCAUUGUAAUUCUGAUUAUGAUGCUACUUCUGCAAGAGAGGAAUGUAGAUAUAGAAAUGUUCCUCUUGAUGCACACACUGUAUACUCAACCUCUGACACAGGGCUUGGCCAUACACAUUCUUUAUUUCCUGGUGACACCCAAAAUCAUAUCCAAGAAGAUGCAAAUUCAGUUCAAGAGGAGAACCAGGCAGUUGAAGUUUCUGAAGUUGCAAAGCUCCAAAGAGCUGAUGAAACUGAAGAGUCAAUUGAGUUCUAUUCGGCUGCUGAUACCAACCAGAGCAUAUUGGUUUCUUUUUCGAGCCGCUGUGUAUUAAAUGAAACUGUAUGUGAACGUUCUCGACUCCUUCGGAUAAAGUUCUAUGGUGCUUCUGAUAAGCCACUUGGGAGAUAUCUUCAAGAUGAUCUGUUUGAUCAGACAACCUGUUGUCAAUCAUGCAAGGAGCCAACAGAGGCUCAUAUCAUAUGUUAUAGUCACCAGCAGGGGAAUCUUACUAUAAAUGUUAAGAGACUGCCCUCAGUGAAGCUACCUGGGGAAGUUGACAGGAAGAUAUGGAUGUGGCAUCGAUGUCUCAGAUGUGCACCUGUAGAAGGUAUCCCACCAGCAACUCACAGGGUAGUGAUGUCUGAUGCCGCUUGGGGUCUAUCAUUUGGGAAAUUCUUGGAACUCAGUUUUUCAAAUCAUGCAACUGCUAAUCGUGUUGCAAACUGUGGUCAUUCUCUCCAAAGGGACUGCCUGCGGUACUAUGGCUAUGGGAGUGUGGUUGCAUUCUUCCGGUACUCACCUAUUGAAAUUCUAUCUGUGCAUUUGCCCCCUUCAAUUCUUGACUUUAAUGCUUCAGGACAGGACUGGAUAAGACGAGAAGCUUCUGAGCUUUUGAGGAAAUCAGAAGCCUUGUAUGCGGAGAUGUCUGGUGUUCUUCAUAACAUUGAAGAGAAACUUUUAUCUUUUGGUCAUGAGUUCUCUGGUGUAAGCGAGUUGCACAACCAUGUGAUUGAGUUGAAAGACCUGCUCAUUAAAGAAAACAAUUCCUACAAUAGUAUGCUUAGAAUAGCAGAGAAAGAGACACUUGAACUGGCAGAGGCAUCAUUAGAUAUCCUCGAAAUUAAUCGCUUGAGACAUUCCCUCCUUAUUGGUUCACAUGUAUGGGAUCGUAGGCUUUUUUCAUUGAACUGUCUUCUUACGAGGAGUUCUAGUUCCAGGGCUCCACAAAAAAGUGAAACAUUUGUGAAGCGUAGCAGUUCUGAGCAUUGGGAAGAAGUUGUGCCUGAAGUUUCCAAGUUUCAGGAAUGUCCAAUGGAAUCCGUGAAGUCUGAGCAAGAGGAGACUAACAUGUUGCUGCAUAGACUUUCUAUAUCUGAGGACUCAGCUUCAUAUGAACCUAGGAGAGAGGAGGAAAUGCUUAAAGAUAGCAAGAAUGCAGUAAAUACUCCAGCCCUGGAACGUGCGUCUACGGCUGCAACUGCUCUUUCUGAGACAAUAGAUUCUGCAUGGACUGGUUCUGGUCAGGUUUCUGGGAAAGCUCAGUUGCAUAAUAUGUGUCAGCCUGAUGGAGCAGAAGAUGUUCCAUUUAAGCAAAUAAAUCAAGGUGAAAUCCCUCCUCUUAAACGAGUUAUGUCACCAGCUAGAGUUUAUUCUUUCGAUUCUGCUGUGAGACUUCAAGAAAGGAUAAGUAAAGGACUUUCACCAUCUUCAUCGCAUCUGUUGAUGCUUAAAUCUUUCCAUGCUUCUGGAGACUACAGAAGUAUGAUUAGGGAUCCCGUCGCCAAUGUUCAGAGGAUGUAUUCUCAGAUGUUACCAUGUGAUGCCCAGAAGUGUGACCUUUUACAGAAUGCCUCACCCACUUUUACCUCUUCUACAUCUCUUUUAUCUGAUGGAGCAAGGAUGAUGAUCCCUCAAAAUAGCCAAAAUGAUCUGGUUAUUGCUGUUUAUGAUGAUGAACCAACAAGUAUAAUAUCUUAUGCUCUGAGUUCCAAGGAGCAUGAAGAAUGGGUUAGUGGUAAGCCACUUGAACCUGGAGGAAGCUUGAAUGCUGGUGACUUGAAUAACGAUCAUUCAACAACUUCUAACAUAUCAGGUUGGCAGUCUUUUGGUUCUCUGGACUUCGAUUAUAUCCACUAUGGGAGCUAUGGCUCUGAAGAUGCUUCUACUGCAGUUGGUUCUAUAUUUACUGAUAACAAGACUUCCCCUCAUUUAAGAAUUUCUUUUGAGAACAAGUCUUCAAAUGUUUGGGGGGAGGUAAAGUUUUCAGUCGCUUGUUACUUUGCAAAGCAGUUUGAUGCCCUUAGGAAGAAAUGCUGUCCAAGUGAAGUGGAUUUCAUACGUUCAUUAAGUCGCUGUCGGAGAUGGAGUGCCCAAGGUGGAAAAAGUAAUGUUUACUUUGCCAAGUCUUUGGAUGAGCGAUUUAUCAUAAAACAAAUUACAAAGACAGAGCUCGAAUCUUUUGAGGAAUUUGCUCCAGAUUAUUUUAAAUAUCUGAAAGAUUCAGGGAGUCCAACUUGUCUUGCUAAAGUCCUCGGGAUGUACCAGGUUGGUGUCAAACACUUAAAAGGAGGCAAGGAGACAAAAAUGGAUUUGAUGAUCAUGGAGAACCUUUUCUUUGGAAGAAAAAUAUCUCGAGUCUAUGAUCUCAAGGGCUCUAAACGGUCUCGCUAUAAUGCUGAUACAACAGGGGCAAACAAAGUGUUGUUAGACAUGAAUCUUUUGGAAACACUGCGUACAAAACCAAUAUUUCUUGGAAGCAAAGCAAAAAGAAGUUUGGAGAGAGCUGUUUGGAAUGAUACAUCUUUUCUAGCGUCUGUUGAUGUGAUGGACUAUUCUUUGCUGGUUGGGAUUGAUGAUGAGAACAAAGAACUGGUCUUAGGGAUCAUCGAUUUCAUGAGACAAUAUACUUGGGACAAACACUUGGAGACAUGGGUAAAGGCCUCAGGCAUACUUGGUGGACCAAGGAAUGCUUCUCCGACAAUUAUUUCUCCGAAGCAGUACAAGAAAAGAUUCAGAAAAGCAAUGACAACUUACUUUCUAACAGUACCUGAUCUGUGGUCAGCCUGAUCAAACGUUUAAAUUUGCUUAAUAACAGCAAAUUCUGUCAUUAAGCAAAAGGACAUUAAACUGCACAGCAAUGGAGAAAAUACAGAUUCUUGAUGGUGAUUGCUUCCUUUUGUAAUUUUGUGGGGAAAAAUCUCCCCAAAAGGAUGUGCAUACAGAAGCAGGGAUCAGUAGAAAUUUCUUCUUGAUGCUGCUUUUUACCUUUUGUAAAUUUAUAGAAAGCGGCAUGCAUAGGCCUUCAAAUAAAAUCAAUUUUUCUCCUCCAA